UGAGUUUUCUGACAAUAUAUGGAGAAGUGAAAUAAACUCCCACCCUAUGGCUUAUGGAUUUUGUUUGUCAGUAGAAGGGUGUAUUCAUUUGUCCUAUUGACAACAUUAGACUAUGUCUUCAACCUGUCUCUCUCCACCUCUUGUAAAUAAGUGUUUCUCCUCUCUCUAGAGUGUGUUUAGGUCCCUGCUACAUUUGAGGCUCCUGCGGGCAAGAGUGGUGUAUGUGUGCCGUGACGACAAAGCUGUAAGGGGCCCCAGAGGCAGAAGAAACUGCAAGCCUUCCCUGACCUGCAUAUUUCCAUAAAGAAGAAUGGGUUGUAACCAGAACUAUUGCCUGCUGAGUGGUGCAAUUAUAGGUGCAGUUCUAGCCAUCUUUGGAGGUGCUCUGAUCCCCGUUGGAAACUAUCUUAUUGAGAAGACAAUAAAAAAGGAAACAGUAAUUGAAAAUGGUACAAUUGCAUAUGAGAACUGGGUUGUGCCAGGGAGUCCGGUCUAUAGGCAGUUUUGGAUCUUUGAUGUACAAAACCCAACAGAGGUAAUGAAAAAUGGAUCAAAACCAAUACUCAAGCAGAAAGGCCCCUACACUUACAGGAUGCGAUAUUUGCCCAAACAAAACAUCACUCAACAUAACGACUCAACAGUGUCUUUCUUCCAGCCAAAUAUUGCUUUCUUUCAGCCAGAUCUAUCAGUUGGGCCAGAAAACGACACUGUCACAGUAAUCAACCUUGCCGUUGUGGCUGCACCUGCUUUGUAUCAAAGCGGCUUAAUACAAACAAUGUUGGACAUUUGGGUGAAGUCAUCAGGAUCACAAUUCCUUCAGAACAGAACUGUGCGUGAAAUACUCUGGGGCUAUGACGACCCUUUCUUGAAGAAAAUUCCAUUUCCAGUUGAAACAAAAGUUGGCGUAUUCCUUCCUUACAAUGGUACAUUUGAUGGCCUUUAUAGAAUCUACAAUGGGAAAAAUGACACAAGCAAGACGGCGAUCAUCCAUAGUUAUAAAGACAAAAGCACCCUUCCAUACUGGAAGAAGUAUUGUGAUAUGGUCAAUGGCACAGACGGGGCCUCAUUUCCCCCUUUCGUCCAAAAGAAUGAAAUACUCCAUUUCUUUUCUUCUGAUAUUUGCAGAUCAAUCUAUGGCUACUUUGACAGUGAACAGUAUGUGAAGUACAUCCCACUCUAUCGCUUCAUAGUACCUCCAGAUGCUUUUGCAUCUCCUCUUGUCAAUCCUGAUAACAUCUGCUUCUGCACGGAUAAAGUGAUGUCCAAGAACUGCACAUUAGCUGGGGCAUUGGACAUCAGUUCUUGCAAACAAGGAAAGCCAGUAGUUAUUACACUACCCCACUUCUUGUAUGCAAGUAAAGAGCUUACUGAAGGGGUUGAAGGAAUGCACCCAAAUUUACAGGAGCAUAUGACCUUUUUAGAUGUGGAGCCAUUAACAGGAUUCACCCUACAAUUUGCCAAAAGAUUGCAAAUAAACUUGUUAGUGAAGCCUUCUUCAAGAAUUACGGCUCUAAAACAGAUUAAGGUUCCCUUUGUCUUUCCUAUUCUGUGGCUGAAUGAGACGGCUGUUAUUGGUGAUAAGAAAGCAGAAUUUUUCCGAUCGAAAGUGACUAACAAGAUCAAACUGCUAAAGCUGGUGGAAGCAAUGGCCAUUAUUGUUGGCAGUGUGAUGUUCCUUGGAUUCCUGGCCUCUUUUUUAAUAUGCCGAGCACAGAAAGUAAAAUGAUUAUCAAGGUGCUGCAGAUGUAAGCAACAGUCACUUCAGAUUUCAAGCAAGGGGGGUGAUGAACCUUCCUGAUGAACCUUCCUAAUGGCAUUGCUGGACUGUGCUUUGUAAGUGGCAACUAACCUGUGGAAGAAACCCCACCUCAGUGCGGCAAGUGCAGCGUGUGCUUCUUGUCUACCAGAAUCCCAAGGUUAUUCAGAAGAGCUAUUCUAACGUCGCUAUAGAGACUAUCAUGAAAUCUGAACUUCUGAAGUUCUAAGAGCCUCUUAGUAAUUCAUCUACUUUAAAAUGAAGAUCUGAUCUGGAAUCAAGCCUCUGCUCUCAUUUAUGGAGCUUGCUGCUGCCAUAAUCUCCCACAUACACACACACACUGCUUUCCACCUUGGGAAUUCAAGAAUGGGAAUAGACAGUCUUGGGCUAAACUGCUUAUUGAAAGAACAAUAUACUGGCAAUAUCCUGCUCUCAAACGUGUUGCAAUCCUCCCCCCCUCCCCCCGGGAAAAGAAGCUUCUGAAGUCAAGUGGCUGUUCCAAAGAUGUGAUUUUUUUUUUUAAGAAAAAGCUAAAUGUAAUACACCAUUCAUUUGUAGUAUAUGGAUGUCAGUAAAGGAGUUGUCAAAAAGA
Rhineura floridana is the source of this 2348-nucleotide messenger RNA. RefSeq names its product CD36 molecule (gene CD36). The transcript has 14 exons. Gene Ontology annotation, molecular function: low-density lipoprotein particle receptor activity; scavenger receptor activity; low-density lipoprotein particle binding. The record is from RefSeq and is a predicted model, not a curated record. Lineage: Eukaryota; Metazoa; Chordata; Lepidosauria; Squamata; Rhineuridae. Gene Ontology annotation, biological process: low-density lipoprotein particle clearance; lipoprotein transport; receptor-mediated endocytosis. Gene Ontology annotation, cellular component: cell surface; cytoplasm; caveola. Bases 311 to 1726 code for a protein of 471 amino acids.